This is a messenger RNA of Zalophus californianus (California sea lion), 510 nucleotides long. Its product is annotated as 60S ribosomal protein L23a-like. Bases 1 to 510 code for a protein of 169 amino acids. The transcript has 2 exons. Gene Ontology annotation, biological process: translation; ribosomal large subunit assembly. Gene Ontology annotation, cellular component: cytosolic large ribosomal subunit; ribosome. Gene Ontology annotation, molecular function: structural constituent of ribosome. The record is from RefSeq and is a predicted model, not a curated record. Lineage: Eukaryota; Metazoa; Chordata; Mammalia; Carnivora; Otariidae.
AUGUAUAUUCUUGUCUCCUUUGUUAGUGGACAGCCUUUUACGAAGAGGGCGCCGAAGGCUAAGAAGGAAGUCCCUGCCCCUCCCAAAGCCGAAGCCAAAGCAAAGGCUUUGAAGGCCAAGAAAGCGGUGCUGAAAGGCCUCCGCAGUCACACAAAAAAGAAAAUCCACACGUCACCUACGUUCCGACGACCCAAGACACUGCGUCUGCGGAGGCAGCCCAAAUAUCCUCGAAAGAGUGCCCCUGGGAGAAACAAGCUUGAUCACUAUGCCAUCAUCAAGUUCUUCCUGACCACUGAGUCAGCCAUGAAGAAAACAGAAGACAACACACUUGUGUUCAUUGUGGAUGUCAAGGCCAAUAAGCACCAGAUCAAACAGGCUGUGAAGAAGCUCUACGACAUUGACGUGGCCAAGGUCAACACCUUGAUCAGGCCUGAUGGAGAGAAGGCAUAUGUUCGACUGGCUCCUGACUAUGAUGCUUUGGAUGUUGCCAACAAAAUUGGAAUCAUCUAA